AUGGGAAGGUCCCCAUGCUGCGAUGAGAAUGGCCUUAAGAAAGGACCAUGGACUCCUGAAGAAGAUCAAAAGCUUGUCCAGCACAUUCAGAAACAUGGCCAUGGAAGUUGGAGAGCUCUCCCUAAGCUAGCCGGUCUUAACAGAUGUGGAAAAAGUUGUAGGCUAAGGUGGACCAACUAUCUAAGGCCUGACAUAAAGAGGGGGAAAUUUUCUCAAGAAGAGGAGCAAUCAAUUCUGCAUCUCCAUUCCAUCCUUGGAAACAAAUGGUCAGCAAUUGCAACCCAUCUUCCAGGGAGGACAGAUAAUGAGAUCAAGAACUUCUGGAAUACUCAUUUAAAGAAAAAGUUAAUUCAGAUGGGUUUUGAUCCAAUGACUCACCAACCAAGAACUGACCUUGUUUCCAGCUUGCCAUAUCUGCUAGCUUUGGCCAACAUGACAGACCUUAUGGAUCAUCAGUCAUUGGAUGAACAGGCUGUGAGGUUACAAGCGGAGGCAGUUCAGCUGGCAAAGCUUCAAUACGUUAAUUAUUUACUCCAAUCUUCAAAUUCCUUAAGUACCAAUUCCUAUGAUCAAAAUGCCAUCACAAACAUGGAACCUUACAAUUUGUUAAACUCAAUCUCUAAUGUUAAAGAGAACCCAGUUAUAUACUGUACUAAUUCACAACUGGAUACUCAAGCCUCAUUUUCUCAUGGGAUUGCUAGCUCCCAACCACUCCACCACCCAAGCAUGUUACCUCACUUUUUAGACCCACAAGUCUCUUUUAGUUCCCAAUCAUGUUUGAAUGGUGAGCAGGGUCAAGUUACUAACUUUGCAAUGAUAAGUCAAGGGGAUCACACUGCUGAUGACUUGUCCUGGAUAAUUCCAUCUCCUGCUCCAUUUAUUCCUCCAAAUGCGACAGGGACCUCAACUACCAAUCCAGGUGAUGCAAGCAGCAGCACUUGUAGCUAUGGAGGAGGACCCUCAUCUUAUUGGUCUGAACUAUUUUUCGAGGACCCCAUUAUGCAUGAGUUAUCUUAG
Molecule: messenger RNA, 1017 nt
Organism: Gastrolobium bilobum
Lineage: Eukaryota; Viridiplantae; Streptophyta; Magnoliopsida; Fabales; Fabaceae
Product: transcription factor MYB93
Exons: 3
Coding region: 1-1017 (338 amino acids)
Source: RefSeq, a predicted model, not a curated record